AUGCUAUCGACCACAACCGAUGGAGAGUUUUCGACUGCCAAUCUGAUCCAUGGCUAUUCGUUCAAUCCUCUUCCAGAGAACAGCUAUUUCUUGCUUUCUACGCUGAGUGAAGACUACGACAAUUACGAAGCAGAGAAGAAUCGAGAAGAAUCGAAGCUGGAUUUCUUGCUGAAUAGCCAUCAGAAUUUUGCUGCAGCAGAAAUCGGGAUUUCUCGAAAGAACCGACCGAUUCUUUCGCGAAUUCGCCAGCCUUCGGUUGCUCAGUUAAAUUCGGAUGAUGCGAUAAUCGAAGAAGAAGAAGAAGAAGAAGAAGAAGAAUCAGGAGGAGAAGGCAAUGAAUCAUCCGAUGACUAUAGCGAUGUCUCUAGUAUUCCUCCGAAUUCUCAAAUGAGUACUGGGCAUCAUUUGAGAAACUUCUCGUCGGUGUCCUUAACUCGAGGGGAAAACGAUGUAGAUGUGUUUCCCAAGAUGGAUGUUAGAACUCCCAGCAUUGUAGCUCGAGAACAGCGGGGAGAAACUGUGAGUACGCAUCGAAGAACUCCAAGUAUGGGGAUUGUGAGUCGUCAUGUGGAUGAUUAUUCAAGUCUGGGAGUACGAUCUUCAAAAGGAAGCAGAGUAUCAAGUGAAAAAUGA
Molecule: messenger RNA, 633 nt
Organism: Blastocystis hominis
Lineage: Eukaryota; Bigyra; Opalinata; Blastocystidae
Exons: 1
Coding region: 1-633 (210 amino acids)
Source: RefSeq, a predicted model, not a curated record